Messenger RNA from Cutaneotrichosporon oleaginosum, 1275 nucleotides. RefSeq lists its product as uncharacterized. The record is from RefSeq and is a predicted model, not a curated record. Gene Ontology annotation, biological process: tRNA modification. Gene Ontology annotation, molecular function: RNA binding. Lineage: Eukaryota; Fungi; Basidiomycota; Tremellomycetes; Trichosporonales; Trichosporonaceae.
CUCAAACCUAUACACCAACAUGUCUUCAGGUGGCAAGCGCGGCGGCAAGGCCAAGUUCUAUCGGCACAAAAAGCCCUCGGGGCCUCCCAAGGGCGGCGACGGGCAAGGCGACUUCAAGGGCGGUGCCAUGACGCAGUACCGCACGCAGCCACUGCCGGAGAUGCUCUGCUCGCCUGGCAUCGUGGUUACGGCGGUGCAGAACAAGGAGAUGAUUGCGGAGCGGGAGAUUAUUGAUGCCCUCGAGGAAGCGGCCGACGACCUCUACCCUGACACCGAGGGUGGCAUGGACGACGGAGAGGAGAAAGGCGAUAUCGAGGACAUGGUCAGGCGGGAGCUGGAUGAAUUGUCAGCGCAAAGUACGCGACAGUCUCAACGGUUCCGGGUGUGUAAGCGCGACACUGUAUGCAUGCUCUACAUCAACGUCUUGCCACCACUCGACCCCAUCGCCCUGGUGCGGCAUAUCAUCGAGCGCUGCGAACGGACUGGGCGCUGCUCCUUCCGAUUCAUUCAGCGCCUGACACCCGUCUCGGCGACAGCGCACGCGGACAUUGAGUCCUUGCGACGGAUCGCAGCCCAGGUGCUGCCGGGCCCUUUCUCCGGCGGUCCUAAGAAGUUCGGGAUCCAGGUAGCGACGCGCAACUCGAACGCUCUCGAGCGGCUACAGAUGAUCAAGGCUGUUGCAGAGGAGGUGACCAAGCUCAGUCCCGAGCACACGGUCGACCUCAAGAACCCCGACCGGACGAUCAUGAUUGAGCUGUUCAAGACGGUGCUGGGCAUCUCGGUUGUGGAGAACUUUGAGAAGUACAAGAAGUUCAACCCCGCAGCAGUUGCGCGCGAGGCAGCCAAGGCUGCCGGUGCAGGCGACUCGCGCGUUGCCGCCGCGACCAACGUCUCAGGUGCCGCCGACUCUCGCGUCGCCGCGAGCAGGGUCGGGACGAGCGUCUCGCGCGUCGCCGCUGCGAUUCAGAAGGGCGAGAAGGAGCGGUCGACGGGGCAGGCUCGCGCGGAGAAUCGCGUUAGGCGGAUGGAGGGCAUCAAGGCUGCGCAGGAGGCUGAAGCCGCCGCAGCUGAGGCGAAGGCCCGGCCGCCAAAGCGCAAGGCCGAGGACGGGCCCGAAGACGGCCAGGUGGCGAUCAAGCCCGACGACGUGGAGCAGGGGGAGGCGGUUGAGGACGAGUCGGCCGAGCUUGGCGACGACUUUGUCGAGGAAAUCCAGGGCGGGCGCGUCGUCAAGGUCCGUCGUCACGAGUAGAACUGCUAGACCAUGCAUGUCUG